UACUAAUAUACUACAUCAUAAAAAGGUGACAACGCCGGAGUAAAUUCUAUAGAUUAUCAAAAAUGCUGUUUGUUUAAUAAUUUUAUUGUUUAUGUGACCAGAAAAUGAAGCAAAGCUGAAAAAGCUAUAGAAAUUUAGCUCUAGAUUAAUACUAGAAUGAAAGUAAUAUCUUGUACUGUGAAAUGAGAACGAGUAUCCUGCAGUAACGGUCGUGUACACACUAUCAUGGUUUAGAGAAUCUCGUGAAUAUUUGAUGCUGAAUAAUUUUUAAUCCUAAACGACAUAAGAUCAUUAAUAUUCGUGUAUUAUUAAGUUUAUUCGUUAAAUCUUAAAGAGAAUAAAACUAUUUUACACGUGCAUACAAAAUGGCCUUGCCACCAAACUAUAAACAAGUAGCAAUGGCUACAUCAAAUAUUGUGGCAUCAAACCAACGUCUUAGAGCUUCUGGUGGGAGUAGCAAUAGCUCAACAAAUAGCAAAGAUACGCAAAGCCCAUUUAUACAAACACCUCAUAGUCAUCCAGGAUUUACACCACAAAAGGUUGGAAAAAAUACAAAUGCUGAUUCCCGUAUGCCUAAGCCACCUAAACCACCAGAGAAACCUCUUAUGCCUUACAUGAGGUACAGCAGAAAAGUAUGGGACCAAGUAAAAGCUCAAAAUCCAGAAUUAAAAUUAUGGGAAAUAGGGAAGAUCAUUGGUCAAAUGUGGAGAGAUUUACCAGAAGAAGACAAAACAGAAUUUAUUGAAAUGUAUGAAGCAGAAAAGGUUGAAUAUGAGAAAAGUUUAAAAACUUAUCACAAUUCACCUGCGUAUUUAGCUUACAUUGCUGCUAAAAAUAGAGGAAAAUCUGUUAUGUGUGCUGCGCAACAAAGUAAUGACGAUCGAGAAAGCCAUGAACGUUCAUCAGGUAGUACUAAAGGUCAAGCAGCUCAAGACAGAAGAAUAGACAUUUUACCUGCAGAAGAUGACGAUGACCAAGAUGAUGGAUAUUCUGUAAAACAUGUUGCUUAUUCCCGAUACACACGAAAUCAUCGUCUCAUUAAUGAAAUAUUCAGUGAUACUGUAGUUCCUGAUGUUCGUUCUGUUGUUACUACACAACGAAUGCAAGUAUUGCGACGCCAAGUACAAUCAUUAACAAUGCAUCAGAAAAAACUGGAAGCAGAAUUGCAACAAAUAGAAGAAAAGUUUGAAGCGAAGAAACGUAAAUUUAUUGAAACAAGUGAAAUAUUUCAGGAAGAAUUAAAAAAACAUUGUAAGCCUGCAGUAGAUGAAGAAACAUUCAAUAAAAUGGUGGAACGACAAUACGAAGCACUUAGACGAGACAGAUUGAAAGGAACAGAAGAAAAUCGUUCAGACGGACCAGCGUCAAGUGAAUCAACACCAAAUUCAACACCUACUCCUACUCCUGCUCCUGUUAAUGAUGAAACUCCAUCUGAUGUCCCUGAAAACGAAGCAAUAGAUAAAAAAUCAAAUGGAACUGAAAAAACUACAAAUGAAAUAAAGAAAGAAACGUCUCCUCCCUAUACUGAAAACAAAUCUGAACCUCCAUCAGUUCAGGGAAAUUUAAAUCAACAUAUAUCCAACUCUGGAAUAUACUGUCAUCAACAACCGACAUCUCAAGCACAUCAGCAACAUCCACAACAAUCGACUCCACAACCGCAACCAUCUCCUUUGCAACCACCACAAUCUACUACUACGACGACAACAGCACCAGCUAAUAUAAACUCGAACGCACCUGCAAAUGCAAGUGCAACUGCAAAUGCGCCUACUAUGCCUCCUGUUUCUUCACCAGCUCCUCCUGUGCAGCAUACACCUCAUCAGCAAGGAAUGUUAGCUAAUCAUUCAAUGCCACCUCAUCAAGGAACACAAGGAACUCAAGGAACACAGGUGCUUCCACCUCAAGGGCCUGUUUCUAAUCCACAUACCCCUCAGAUGAUUCCACCAAAUCAAGGCUAUGGUCAACAAUAUCAACCAGGACCAACUCAACAAGCUCAAAAUGUUCCAUUAACUCCAAGGCCUCCACAUCCAUCUUAUACGUAUUCACAACAGCAACCAUAUCAUCAGCCAUAUCCUCAAUAUGCACAUCCAUAUUAUCAUCAACCAUAUUCACAGUAUUCACCACACGCAAUGGGCCGUCCUCAUGCUCAUGGCCCUCAUAGUCCACACAGUCCACAUUAUCACCCACAAUCUCCUCAUGCUGUUGCAGAAAAUAAUACUACUAAUAACAGUAUACCUGGUUCAAACACUGCUUCUGCACCAACAUCUGAUGCUAAUAAUUCAUCUUAUUCUCCGGCAUCAGGACAUUGCGAAAACGAACGUUCUGCUUCUUCGGACAAUCAAGAAGGCCAAGUAGAUAUUAAAUCAGGAUCUGGUUAAUUAUAUUUUUAUAAUUACAUAAUUCUAUUUAUAGAAUUUCAUCUGAAUUUAUGUAAACUGUAGAACAUUACAUUCAAAUAAUAUUGGUGCAUUUAAACAAUUAUAAUAAAAUUGUCACAUUCAUUCAGUUUGUACAAUAAAAAUGCAUUAUCAAU
Messenger RNA from Nomia melanderi (Alkali bee), 2530 nucleotides. The record is from RefSeq and is a predicted model, not a curated record. Lineage: Eukaryota; Metazoa; Arthropoda; Insecta; Hymenoptera; Halictidae.